Molecule: messenger RNA, 651 nt
Organism: Didymodactylos carnosus
Lineage: Eukaryota; Metazoa; Rotifera; Eurotatoria; Philodinida; Philodinidae
Source: the annotation of a GenBank genome assembly
AUGGAAGAUUUGUUAUCAGUAUUUAAACAUUUACAACCAAUUGAUAUUCUCUACUCAUUUAAUAAUCUAAACGCACGUGUUCAACAACUAAUUACACCUUAUUCCUACGAUGUUGAUCUGACAAAUGUAUCAAAAGGCCUCUUUAAUCGCUUUUGUUCUGAAGUUUUACCACUACAUUUGAACAAUAUACGAAGUAUAACAUUCAGAAAUAUAGAACAAUUUGAAGAUAUUAAAUANUUGUUAUCAGUAUUUAAACAUUUACAACCAAUUGAUAUUCUCUACUCAUUUAAUAAUCUAAACGCACGUGUUCAACAACUAAUUACACCUUAUUCCUACGAUGUUGAUCUGACAAAUGUAUCAAAAGGCCUCUUUAAUCGCUUUUGUUCUGAAGUUUUACCACUACAUUUGAACAAUAUACGAAGUAUAACAUUCAGAAAUAUAGAACAAUUUGAAGAUAUUAAAUAUUCUUUGGAUCCAUCCGAUUAUUCUGAUAAAAACAGAACUGAUAUUGCUCAUUCAAAUUUAUAUACUAUUUACCUGGCCGAUAUAACUGUAAACAUUCAUUGUAAAAAUAUGUUACGAGAUUGCAGACAAAUUCUAUCGCACUGGGAUUUAAUAGAACAUAAAACGGAAUAUCAGUUUCAGCGCUAA